GUUGUUUGCUGUGCUUUUUGAAUUGAGAUCUAACAGUAGGCUGACACCCUCUUUGAGUUACUAUGAGGUAGUCAGCUGUCAACAAAGUAAACCAGCCACAUUUCGACAGUUUGGAUUAUUUGACCUUUAAAGUGAAAUAUGUAUUGAUACCAGUCUGAGACGUACGAGAUGUUACACAUUCUUUGAAGAGCGCUUUGAAUCGAAGAGGAAUUCCCAGGGAUUCUUCGUUGUAUUAUUGACUUAGUAGCUCGGUAGCUAGCUAAGUUAGCUAGAGAGGUUACUGAAUUUUACAGUUCAGCUGCGCUUGCUUCUCUUUCUGUUUUUUUUUUUUUUUUAAUUUAAGGUAGCAGUCAUCGAGGCAGACGCUUGGACAUUUUGGUGCCUCCUUAAGUUCCUGCCAUGGCUGACAGCAGCAUAGUGACUUUAGGGACGGCUCGGAGUCUGUUGGUGGAUUCUUCAGUCUGUGAUUCGAGGAUCGCUGAAACCACCAAGGACCAUCUGUUUCUGGACAUGGCAUGUGAAGACGGGGAAGAUGCAUUGCCAAAAGUGGAGACGAGAGUUGUUCUGGUGGGAGAAGCGGGAAGAAAUGGAGCGCUGUUGAAAGCACUGCAGGCCAUCAGAGUAAUGGAGGUACCAGUGGUAAAGAUAAGAGAAGGCGAAGCCGGUGCUGACGAGAAAAUGAUGAUAAAAUCUAUAGUCAAUAUGGAUAUCAACACACCAUGCAUAAUUACAGACAACGUCCAGGAAUUCGGAGAUGGAGAGAACGCUGAUUUCGAGACGGUGUUCGUCCUCUCAGACUUUGAUUCUCCUGACUACAGCUACCUUUACAAACGAGAAAACCGCAUCAUUGGGCCCCCGGUUGUGCUGCACUGCGCCGCAAAGGAGGAACCUCUGCAGUUUUCAUGUCGUCCUCUGUACUCCACCACAAUGCUUAACCUGUCACUGUGUUUCACUGGCUUCAGGGACAAAGAGGAAAUGAGGAAUUUGGUGAAUCUGGUUCAUCAUAUGGGCGGGACCAUCCGGAAAGACUUCAGCACCAAAGUUACUCAUCUCAUCGCUCACUCUACUCAUGGAGAGAAAUACAGGCUGGCAGUGUGCAUGGGGACGCCCAUCCUCACUCCGUCAUGGAUUCUCAAGGCCUGGGAGAGAAGAGAUGACAUGUACUUCCAUGCAGGAGAAGAGGAGUUUCGAACAGAGUUCAAAGUGCCUCCGUUCCAGGACUGCAUCCUCAGUUUUUUGGGUUUCUCGGAUGAAGAGAAGGCCAACAUGGAGGAGAGGACUCUCAAACAUGGUGGCAGUUAUCUUGAGGUUGGAGAUGAGAGGUGUACACACCUGGUGGUGGAGGAAAACACGGUGAAGGAGGUGCCUUUUUCUCCAUCCAAGAAACUCUUUGCAGUCAAGCAGGAGUGGUUUUGGGGAAGCAUUCAGAUGGACGCUCGGGCUGGAGAGUCUAUGUACCUCUAUGAGAAGAAUGACAGCCCAGCCAUGAAGAAGGCAGUGUCCCUCCUGUCUCUCACCACCCCCAGCAGUAACCGUAAACGGCGACGUUUGCGGGACACGCUGGCACAGCUCACCAAGGAAACGGAGAUCUCCCCCUUCCCUCCACCACGCAAAAGGCCUUCAGCAGAGCACAACCUGUCCAUGGCUUCACUGCUGGACAUCUCUAACACCCCCGAAACAUGCAAGGCCUUGGCAGAAGAUAGAGCAGGGAACAAUUCAGAGAGCAGAGGAGUCAAUACUGUGGCCAGGAAUAAGAUAAGAAGGAGGAAAACCAGGGAAAGAAGGACUAUGACAGACAGGGAAGGGAGGAGGAAAAGAUCCUACCUGAGUACAAGUUUCCUUCAAGAACCAGCAAAGGAGCAGCAGCCAGGAACUUCUGCAGAGAGUUCGAAGCCAUCCAAGAGUUCCACUCCAGUUCUGUCCAAGCAGUCAGCCAGAUGGCAGGUCUCCAAGGAGCUCUACCAGACUGAGAGCAACUACGUAGACAUUUUGAGCACCAUCCUACAGCUUUUCAAGCUUCCACUGGAGAAGGAAGGGCAGGUGGGCGGACCCAUCCUGGCCCAAGAAGAAGUGAAGACGAUAUUUGGCAGCAUCCCAGACAUCUACGAGGUUCACUCCAGAAUAAAGAGUGACCUUGAGGAGCUUCUGACAGACUGGUCAGAGGACAAGAGUGUAGGAGACAUCAUUCUUAAAUACUCUAAAGAGCUGGUGAAGGCCUACCCACCCUUUGUCAACUUUUUUGAAAUGAGCAAGGAGACCAUUGUUCGUUGCGAGAAACAAAAGCCACGCUUCCAUGCUUUCCUCAAGAUCAACCAGGCCAAGCCAGAGUGUGGCAGGCAGACGCUGGUGGAGCUGCUCAUCAGACCUGUCCAGAGAUUGCCCAGUGUGGCCCUCCUUCUUAAUGACAUAAAGAAGCAUACAUCAGAUGACAACCCAGACAAGAUAACACUGGAGAAAGCAAUUGAGUCUCUGAAAGAGGUCAUGACUCACAUCAAUGAGGACAAGAGGAAGACUGAAGGCCAGAAGCAGAUCUUUGAUGUUGUUUAUGAAGUUGAUGGCUGUCCUGCCAACUUGCUGUCCUCCCAUCGCAGUCUUGUUUACCGGGUAGAAACGAUCGCCCUGGGAGACCAGCCAUGUGACCGUGGAGAACAUGUCACGCUCUUCCUCUUCAACGACUGCCUUGAGAUUGCAAGGAAGCGACACAAGGUGAUCAAUACAUUUAAAAGUCCACUGGGACAGACCAGGCCGCCGCCGCCGCUCAAACACAUUGCACUGAUGCCGCUGUCCCAGAUUCGAAGAGUUCUGGACCUGCAGGAUACAGAGGAGUGCGUGAACGCCUUCGCCUUGGUGGUUCGCCCUCCAACUGAACAGGAGAACUUGUUGUUCAGCUUCCAGCUGGCCGGAGAGGAAACGGUUAAAAGUGCCUGGCUGCGAAAACUUUGCCGCCAUGUCGCCAACACCAUCUGCAGGGCUGAUGCGGAGGACAUGAUUCAGUGUACAGACCCAGACUCACUACAGGUCAGCACCAAGGAUAUGGACAGCACCCUGAGCAAAGCCUCCAGAGCCAUCAAGAAGACCUCUAAAAAGGUGACCAGGGCUUUCUCUUUCACAAAGACCCCAAAGCGUGUGAUCCAGAGGGCCUUCAUGGCCAACAAUACUCCGGAUGAGAAAAACCAGAGGCUGAGUUGUGAGAACCGCAUGUGCAGCAGCUCCACUCUGGCUAUGUCUCGCUCUGCCUCCACAUUCAGUUUGAGUGAUUCUGCCAAGAGCAAUGCCGUGGUGCAGCGCUCUAACUCUCUGGACCAUCCUCCUGUAAGAGCCAGGGUCCCUGUUUGUAUGCGUACCCCCUGUAGCCCAGCCCAAACCCCUGCCCAUAUCCCCGGCCACAACACUGCCCCUGAGUUCAGCCAAAGCCUCUGCCCCAACUAUUGCACAAACACCCGAGAACGCAAGUCCAUCCUCCAUGCUCCACUGUCGACCCAGCCAGCACAACCGCAUGCAAACCUCUACGCUUCCCCACAGGCCACCUCAUCAACUGGUCCCACUUCUACUUCCAUUCCAGCUGUUCGAAACCCCAAAAACUCCCAGCCAAAAUCUAGUCAGCAUGUAUCCAGACACCUUCCCACUGUAGGGUUCCAGACAAGGUCCCUGGCUCCUCAGCCAGUUACUUUCAAAGGCAUGACCUUUUCUGAGUCAUGCAAGGAUUCCCAAAUCCCCUUGGACCCCCGCAGUGCUGUCCUGACCAGUCCUCGCAGGGAGACUCUGCUUUAAGCCAUCGCUGAAUGGAGUCUGGAGUCUGGAGUCUGACGCACGCCAUUCCCCCUCCAUGGUCAAUCUGACAUCCAUGUUUGAGAGGAAGUAUCAUACAUUUAGUCGUUCGACCACACACCUGUUCUGAGACGUUGCUGCUCCGGCGCACCACCAGGAGUGAACUCAUCUUUUUACCUUCUUUGUCCUGACUGCCACUGACAGUAAGAUCUGACCUGACAGACGUCUGUGUGCUAAGUUGAAGCUACCUGUGGAGUACGGCAAACUGGUAUUUGUCCAUACUGGAACUCUGCACAGACUUUCCAAAUCUAAAAUAAAUGGCGUUCUGCCACAUUUUAAAAAAAUGCACUGAAGUGAGGGACUUCAGUCUGAUAUGUGCCAGUAUCAGAGUUGUCCAGCUACUAGAUUGCUCACUAGCUGAAACUUAGGCUGUGUAGGUUAAAACAAUAAACCAGUUGUUCACCCACCUGAUGCCUGUCGUGUUCAGCUAAGGUGUCUGUGUUGCUGAGAAUUCAGAGGGGGUAAAUAUACCUUUCUUGAUUUGACAAAGCAGUUUGGUGUGUCUUUCCAAACACGCACAAUGCUUGAAGACUGCUCUGCUCACUCAGAGCUAACUGGAACGGUACUGCACCAUGGGAGGGGCUAUAGGCGUGUGAUUAGCACUGUGCUAAAGUUUGCCUUAACCUUAAAAAAUGAAGGAUGCUCUGCUUUUUGUCUGCAAUUGUUAAGAGAUCUUCUUGACAUUGUCUUUAACUUACUUAAAUGGAACAUUGUUAUAUUUUGUGUUCAUGUGUUAAACUGUUCAGCUUGCUGGCUGUUUACCAUUGUUCAGUGAAGUAUUAACACUAACUAUACACAAAGUAAAUAUCAUGUCUGUCCUCUAGGGACUUCAUGCUGUCUCCAAAUGUCCCUGGAUGAUAGUAUUAUUUCACUUUGCCAAGUAAAAUUACAUUUAAUUUUAGAUGUUCAAGUAUUUCUGUUUAACAAAUGCAGGUAGUUAAGCAUUGUGUUUUAUGUGCUAGUUAAAGUUACAAGGUUGAACUUUGUUGCCCUUUACUGUGUUGUUGCUCUUUAUUUUUGAAUAACCUGCUCAGUGAGAGACCCUUUAUGUUAACUGACAUUUAAUCUUUUUUUUUUUUUCUUUUUUUUUUAUUGUCAUGGAGUAGACUUAAAUUUACCUGAUAUAAUAUUAGCGAUUGUAAUUAACCGAAAAUGUAAACUUAUGAUAGCUUCCAGCUUUUAUAAAGCUUCUAUUUUAACUUUUAAGAGAUUUGGUUGAGAAGAAUAAAAGCACUUACGCUCUUCUUCCUUGUAUGCCCGUCCACAUUUUAAAAGAUCUUUUUACAGUAUGACUAUGUGUUUAUCUGUGUGUGUGUGUGUGUGUGUGUUUAUAAAGGGAUGCUGCAUCAGUGUACAUAUUUAUUCCUAAUGAAUGCAUAUAUCUGUUUUUGUUUUUCCUCUUCCUAUUUAUGUUUAUUUCUUCCACUUUUAUGUCUGUCAGUUCUGUAAUGCUGUUUUCAUUGAGCUUCAGUUGUGUCAUCUCUGUAUUAAAUGCACUUAAACGUAUAUCUAAUGUUUUAAGCUUGUGUUUACUCCUGUGUUUCUUCUCACCAGAACGUUCUGAAAAACAUUCCCACUAUUUCAUUUGUAGCGGGUGUGGACCAAACAUGCCAGGUCAUUCAUGUGAAAAUAAAUUCUUUUAUUUCUUCUUUA
Scatophagus argus is the source of this 5481-nucleotide messenger RNA. RefSeq names its product epithelial cell transforming 2 (gene ect2). Gene Ontology annotation, cellular component: cell cortex; nucleus. Bases 400 to 3771 code for a protein of 1123 amino acids. Lineage: Eukaryota; Metazoa; Chordata; Actinopteri; Scatophagidae. The record is from RefSeq and is a predicted model, not a curated record. Gene Ontology annotation, molecular function: guanyl-nucleotide exchange factor activity; GTPase activator activity. The transcript has 27 exons. Gene Ontology annotation, biological process: nervous system development; intracellular signal transduction; activation of GTPase activity.